Drosophila hydei is the source of this 2847-nucleotide messenger RNA. It is a transcript of the gene vvl, whose product is annotated as POU domain protein CF1A. Gene Ontology annotation, biological process: regulation of transcription by RNA polymerase II. Lineage: Eukaryota; Metazoa; Arthropoda; Insecta; Diptera; Drosophilidae. The transcript has a single exon. Gene Ontology annotation, molecular function: DNA-binding transcription factor activity, RNA polymerase II-specific; RNA polymerase II cis-regulatory region sequence-specific DNA binding. The record is from RefSeq and is a predicted model, not a curated record.
AGCAAAUGAAAAAAAUCACAAAAAAUUGAAAACACAAAAUUUGUUCGUCGCGCCGUCGGUGACGAAACUUGUUGAGUGUGUUGCGAGUGUUCAGUGUGUUGAGUGUUGAGAGUGUGUUGCGUGCCGCCACGCCCACAAUUUUUGGUGCCGCCACGUUGCCAGUAAAAGACUUCAAAACGGUUGCCUCACGGUUCGAGUGGAAUGAGCAUAGGGACUCAGGUCUUCCUUUCGAUCGAUCGGUCUACAAAGUCGUUAAACUGAGCCCCAACUUGGAGCCCUACCCCGCCAGCGUGGAGGGCCUGAACAGCCCCAGAGCGGUGGGGAUGGCCGCUACCUCCUAUAUGACACCGCCCAGCGGUGAUCUUGACAUGGCCCUCGGUGGUGGCGGCGGCGGCGGCGGUGGCGGUGGCUAUCACACAUCCUCGCCCCGCUCGGCCGCCGAUGCUGGCGAAAUGAAGUACAUGCAGCAUCACCAUCAUCACCAUGCAGCAGUCGCUGCAGCCGCUGCCUCACAUCAUCAACAGCAGCUGCCAUCGUCGCCGUCGCCCAACGGACAGGUGCAACAGGGCAACAGCUUGGGCGGCCUGACACCGGGCUCUGGGCUGGGCAGCUGGAGUGCUUUGCAUCCGGAUCCGUGGUCCCUGCCCACCCAUCAUACGACGCACCAUCAUCCCGCCGCCGCCGCUGUCGCAGCCGUUGACUCUGUCAAGCAGGAGAUGUCACACUUGUCGCAACAGACGCGCAUCCAACAGGGCAUGGCCUCGCCGCACGCUACAGCCCCGUGGCAUGCACCACAUGCCGGACACUAUGCGCCCACGGGUGGCUCCCCGUUGCAGUAUCAUCAUGCGGCCAUGAAUGGGAUGCUGCACCAUCAUCCGGCCCAUCACCAGGUGGCGCCACUGCAUCAUGCGCUGCGCGGCGAGUCGCCCCAAUUGCAUAUACCACAUCAUAUGGGCGGUGGUGGCGGCGAUCGUGAUACGAUCAGUGGUGGCGAGGAGGACACGCCCACAUCCGAUGAUCUGGAGGCAUUCGCCAAACAAUUCAAGCAGCGCCGCAUCAAGCUCGGCUUCACCCAGGCGGACGUUGGCCUGGCCCUGGGCACGCUCUACGGCAAUGUCUUCUCGCAGACCACAAUCUGUCGCUUCGAGGCUCUACAGUUAAGUUUCAAGAACAUGUGCAAGCUGAAGCCGCUGCUGCAGAAGUGGCUCGAGGAGGCAGACUCCACCACUGGCUCGCCGACGAGCAUCGACAAGAUCGCCGCCCAGGGACGCAAGCGCAAGAAACGCACGAGCAUUGAGGUGAGCGUUAAGGGCGCCUUGGAGCAGCACUUCCACAAGCAGCCGAAGCCCUCGGCGCAGGAGAUCACCUCGCUGGCGGACUCACUGCAGCUGGAGAAGGAGGUGGUGCGCGUGUGGUUCUGCAAUCGGCGCCAGAAGGAGAAGCGCAUGACACCGCCGAAUACGCUCGGUGGCGACAUGAUGGACGGCAUGCCACCGGGACACAUGCAUCACGGUGGCUAUCACUCGCACCACGACAUGCACGGCAGCCCCAUGGGCAACCACUCGCACAGCCACAGCCCGCCAAUGCUGAGCCCACAGAACAUGCAGUCGGCUCACCAGUUGGCGGCUCACUAGCAAUCAGAAAUCCAGGAGUCGAACUCAGCUGCAGCUGCGUCCACUCCUGCAAACAGUCUGCACCAACAGCAACAACAGCAACAGCAACACCAACAGCAGCAACAGCAACACCAACAGCAACAACAGCAACAGCAGCAGCAGCAGCAACAACAGCAGCAGCAGCAGCAGCAUACGCCCAAUACACCUUCAUCUAGUGCGGGCUCCUCGGUGACGAUGACCAGUCAGGGUCAGGUGAUGUCGCCGCAGAGUCCGCUGGGCAGCUCCUCCGCUAAUGGUCAGACGAAUAACAACAACAACAACAACAAUAACAACAGCACCAACAACAACAACAACAACAACAAUGAGGAGCAAGUUAAGCAACAGCAACAGGCAUCCAGCAUAGCAGCCGCUGCAGCAGCUGCCAUGUACAUGGAUCCGAUGCGCUAUCAGCACGCGCAUCAUGCCGCCCAUCAUCCGCACCAGCAUCCGCAUCUGAAUCCCGCGCAUCAUCCGCAUCUAUUCCAUACCAGCGAUCAGCUGCAGCAUCCCCACGCACAGCAUCUGCAGUCGCAGACGCAGGGCAGCAGCAGUUCGCAGUUGUCGCCCGGUGCCGGCAGCAACAGCGGCUUGCCACUGCAGCCGCCGAGUGCCGCCUCGCCGGGCUCGGCGUCGAGUGUGCUGGGCGGUCAUCUCAAUUUGAAUGCCCAUUCGGCGGCGGCACUGCAUCAGCAUCAUCACUACCAGCACCACCAUCACCAGCAGCAUCAUCAUCAUCAGCAGCAGCAGCAGCAGCUGCACGCUCGUCGUCUCUUCGAGCUGAGCCUGCAAUUCGGGGCAGCCGCUGCGCCGGGUGCAGUGCGUCACUUCAAUAGCUUUGGUGGCGGCGGUGCGGGUGGUGAAUAGCAUUCGUCGGCCGCCUGGUUUGGCUACGAGUCCUCCUAGGACACGCUGCCGGACGGGUGGCCGCAAUGCAAGCGCGAGCAGCCCUAAGACCCAGAUGUAGACCCAACUCCAAUGGCACCAAUUGGAGCUCCAAUUGGAAUUUCAGCUCUCGUCUCUUUUCUCGCCCAUUUUGGGGCUGCUCCGUGCCCCCCCCUCCCCCGAAACCCCCCUUUUUACCAGUGCAUUAAUCUGUGUUACAACCAAUUAGUUAGGGCAGUGGAUCAGUUAGCUGAAUACUCUUCGUCUUCUUCUUCUUAUUCUUUUGUAUACAUAUAUAUACAGCUCUCUCAUG